Aspergillus versicolor CBS 583.65 is the source of this 1674-nucleotide messenger RNA. RefSeq names its product MDR family MFS transporter. Gene Ontology annotation, molecular function: transmembrane transporter activity. Gene Ontology annotation, biological process: transmembrane transport. The transcript is spliced from 8 exons. Bases 1 to 1674 code for a protein of 557 amino acids. The record is from RefSeq and is a predicted model, not a curated record. Lineage: Eukaryota; Fungi; Ascomycota; Eurotiomycetes; Eurotiales; Aspergillaceae.
AUGUUCGGCAAAGCGAUAGAGACAUCUCCCGAUCCUUCGCUGCAUAAAGAAGCUGCUGGUGAAGCUCCUGAUAUCACUUCCUCCGAGAAUAGCUCCACAGGCAACCUAGCCCAGGUCAAGAAUGAGCUUGUCCAGGAGUGGCUCACUGGCUGGCCGCUCUUCAGCACCCUCGCGGGUGUCACUCUUGUGUCCUUCCUCAUGCUGCUGGAUACGUCCAUCAUCUCAACUGCCAUUCCCGUUAUCACGCGCGACUUCAACUCACUGGUCGAUGUGGGCUGGUACGGGUCCGCAUACCAACUGGCAAGCGAUAUCAGUGCAGCGCUGCAACCGCUCAGCGGAAGGGUCUAUGAAAACUUCAGUGCCAAGUGGACAUAUAUCGGGUUCUUUAUCGUCUUCGAGAUUGGCUCUCUGAUCUGCGGCGUGGCCAAUUCCUCGAAGAUGUUGAUUGUCGGUCGAGCCAUCGCUGGCAUGGGCGUCUCAGGCAUAUCCAAUGGCGCGUUCACGAUUAUUGCUGGCAUUGCACCGCUGAACAAGCGGCCAGCAUUGAUUGGAAUGGUCAUGGGAAUCUCUCAAUUUGGCCUCGUCAUUGGGCCGUUGAUCGGGGGAGUUUUGACCCAGUAUUCGACCUGGCGGUGGUGCUUCUAUAUCAACCUUCCUGUCGGUGCACUGGUGGGCCUUUUGCUCCUUUUUGUGCGUAUCCCCGAUGAGACUCGCAAGCCCGAAGCAAAGGUUGUCGCGCGUGUUAUGCACAAGGAACUCGACUUGGUCGGGUUUGCCCUGUUCGCCCCUGCUGCCAUCAUGCUUCUAUUGGCCUUGCAGUACGGUGGCAACCAGUAUUCCUGGAACAGCUCUCAGGUCAUCGGGCUGCUUGUUGGCUCUGUAGUGACAUUUGUUGUCUUUGUGCUGUGGGAGGCACACAAGGGCGACAGCGCGAUGAUUCCAGCCAGCAUCAUGAAGCGGCGCACCGUCUGGGCCAGCUGCAUUACAUUCGGCUUCCUGAUGAGCUUGCUGUAUAUGAUUACUUACUACCUCCCGAUCUAUUUCCAAGCGGUCAAGGGCGUUUCUCCGACGAUGAGUGGAGUGUACCUUUUGCCGACCAUCAUCGCUCAGCUCUUUGCAGCUGGCCUUUCGGGAUUUCUCGUCCAGAAACUCGGAUACUACCUCCCUUUUGCCGUUACGGGGGCCGUGUUUAAUGCCAUUGCAGACGGCCUGCUGUCCACAUUCGUGCCCAACACCAGCACUGGGAAGUGGAUUGGAUAUCAGAUUCUGGCUGGAUUUGGCCAGGGUAUUGGGCUGCAGAUGCCGGUGAUUGCAGUGCAAAACACCCUUCCUGCACCUCUGAUCCCUGUCGCAAUGGCGCUGACAAUGUUCUUUUCAACGUUCUUUGGCGCCGUCUUCCUCAGUCUGGCCAACACUGCUCUGACCAACAGUCUCCGCUCGCUGGUCCCCAGAUACUCGCCGAACAUCGCUGCCGAGACGGUCAUUGCAGCCGGCGCCACCGACCUGUCCAAGGUUGUCCCUGCGGCUGACCUCCCCGGUGUUCUGCUGGCAUACUCCAAGAGCACCGAUCACGUCAUGUAUCUCUGCCUGGGGUGUGCUUGCGCAUCAUUCGUGUUCGCUUGGGGUAUGGGUUGGAAGGACAUCCGGGCCAAGAAGGCCACCUCGGCCGCCUGA